CGGGCAGUGCAAUCACGCUUCAGUCAUGGCGGCGCAGAUGGCGGUAAAUUCAGGAGCCAGUCUGUGGGGCCCGCUGAAGGAGCUCUGGGAUGCUGUGGAAGGAGCGAUAUGGAGACGUCAGCCAGAGAGUGUUCAUCUGUUAGAUCUGCAGUUGAAGAAACACAAGCCCUACUUUCUUUCCCUCUUCAAAAAUCCACCAAAGAGUGCAGAACAGAGGGAGAAGGUUCGGAAAGCAAGCACAGAAGGCAUUGCUAUACAGGGUCAGCAAGGAGCUCGGCUACUUCCUGAGCAGCUCAUCUCUGAAGCCUUCAUCCUUAGUGACCUUUUUGACCUGGGAGAACUAGCUGCCCUAGAACUGCUGCUGGCAGGAGAACACCAGCAGCCUCAUUUCCCUGGGCUGACUCGAGGCCUGGUAGCUGUACUCCUCUACUGGGAUGGCAAACGCUGUGUGGCCAACUCUCUACGUUCACUCAUUCAGUCUAGACAUGGGAAGACUUUCACCCUUGACUUGAGUCCCGAAUUGGUGAAUCUGACCACACGACUCACAGAUGAACUGAUGGCUCAGGGUUUGACAAAGCAAAUUCUGAACUUGAUCUCAGAUAUAAGCCUGAACCGUGAGUUUGAGCGGCUUCAGAAGGAGCGAGGUCUUGGCAAUGAGAAGCAUAGGAAAGAGGUAUCUGACCUCAUCAAAGAGUGCAGACAGUCAUUGGCAGAAUGUUUGUUUGCAUGGACGUGCCAGUCACCUCUAAGCAAAGAUGACACCCUGGCCCUCAUUGGUUACUUGGAAACCGUGACAGCCGAAGCUGAUGGCUCAUUGGAUGGCGUCAACCUUGCUUUAGUCAUGGCAUUGCUUUAUUGCCUGGAUGUUAGUUUCCUGGAGCAAGGAAUGGAGGAUAGAGAAGACUUGCUUCAGGCUUUGCCUUUAUUGACGGAGAAGCAGUAUUUGUCAGCAGUGCACAGUCGGCUGGUGGAGGGUCAGGGCUGGAAGCUGCCAGGACUGCAGGCAGUGGUGCAGCUGGCUUGGGCUCUGUCUCUGAGAGCCCUUUCACAACUUCCACAGGGAGCAGCCUUAGUGGAGUUCACAGAGGCAGAUGAAGCUCUGGCUGACCAGGCCCUGUUGGGAGGAGUCUUUCUCUUCCUUACAGAGGGCAUCCUGGGUAGUGAUGGCUUCAGCCAUGAGGAAUUCUACACUCGGCGACUGCAUUCUCUCAUUACUGAUUUCCUGGCUCUCAUGCCCAUGAAGGUAAAGCAGUUGCGUAACCGUGCUGACGAAGAUGCUCGACUGGUCCACAUGGCUCUGCAGAUGGGCAGCGAGUCGCCAUCCUCUCUACGGAAGGACCUGGAUCACCUCAUGAUCCUAAUUGGAGAGUUUUACAGAAAAGAUCCAUUUGGCCUAGAGCUGGCCCUGGAGUUCUGGUGCUCUUCUGAGUCUCUUCAGCACACCUCAUUCACAGGAUCUUUUCUUGGAGUAGCUCUACAGCGACCCCCUCACAAACAGGUGGUUCUCUCUAAGUUUGUGCGUCAGAUGGGUGAUCUGCUCCCUGCUACUCUGUACAUCCCUUAUUUACGCAUGCUGAGAGGACUUGCUAAUGGUCCUCAGUGCUCACACUACUGCUUCAGUCUGCUCAAAACCAAUGGAGCUCCACACGGAGAGAACCGUCAGGGUGGGGUGUCAAGCAGUCUUGUGUCAUGGGAGCACUUUUUCCACUCUCUCAUGCUCUACCAUGAGAACCUGCGGCGGGACAUGCCUAGUGUCGACAGUACGCAGUACCGCCACCCGCCAAUCAGAGGCAUCACUCAGAGAGAGUUGGAAGGCCUCACUGCAUUCUUGCAGCUACUCACCACUAUCAUCACAUGGAGUGAGAAUGCACGCCUGGCUCUUUGCGAGCACCCUCAGUGGACACCUGUGGUGGUGAUGUUGGGCUUACUGCAGUGUAGUGUUCAACCUGUACUGAAAGCUCAGAUCCUGCACGUUCUUGCUGCCUUUGGCAAAUCACCAGAGAUUGCUGCCUCCCUCUGGCAGUCUCUAGAGUACACGCAGAUCCUGCAGACAGUCAAAGCUCCUGGCCAGAAACAGGCAGCAGGGAUUGAGGUGGAGCUGAACGAGAUUGAAUCCAGCUGUGAGGAGUACCCACUGACAAGAGCCUUUUGUCAUCUGAUCAGUACUCUGGUAGAGAGUGCACUUCCUGUGAAUCUUGGAGCAGGACUGCGUGCACCAGGAUUUCAGCCUUACCUUGACUUCCUGCGUGACUCUGUUUUCCUGGCCUUCCCCACACGGGCCUACCGCCGCCCAGCAGAAAAGUGGGAGGUAGCAGAAGCAGUGCUGGUGGUAUUUCAUAAACUUCUUAAAGAAUAUGAGCCGCAGACAUCAGACUUUCUGCAGGAGAUGGUGGAGUUGCAGGGAGAGCAGGUGCUGGCCCAUAAGCCCCCGGGGCACAGCCUAAUGUUCCACCUGCUGAAUGACUCACCCACCCUCUCUCUCUGUCUCAGCCUUCUGGAGGAGGGCGUCCACCAGCUAGACACCUAUGCCUCCUUCCCUGGUAAGAAGCAGUUGGAGUCUGCAGUGCUUCACUGUCUGUGUUUACUGGAGCUGGCUCUGCAGAAAGAGGUGACUUUUAUGGACCUACUGAGAGAGAGUCAGACAUCACUGCUGGUCUCUCCUCUGGAGCAACUCCUGCAGGGUGUCUGUGCUCGGAGCAGACGGGCCGAUCACAUCAGCAACAUUGCCAGGUACCUGUACCACAGUAGUUCGAACCCUGAGGCUGCAUUCCAGAGCGCCAAGAUCCUGCAGCGUAUCGCACGCUACCCAAACAUCCAGGCCAGACUGGUCGGAGACUUUACACAUGACCAGGCCUUGAGCGAGAAACUGAUGGCUGGUUUUGUAGAGUGUCUGGACAGUGAAGAAGCUCAAGAAGGAGUGGCUGCAGAUGACACAGACCCUGAGAAACGGGAGGCCAAGAUCCGACAUGAAACACAAAUCCAUAUCCUGAACCUGUUGAUUACAUCUCUGGAGCUUAAGGGACCCAACCUGGGCCUGUAUCUGCUGGGCUAUGAAGUCAAGAAGCCAGUUUCGUCUACUAACCUGCAGGACCCAGGUGUUCUUGGCUGUCCACGGAGCUGCCUGCAUGCGAUCCUCAGUCUGCUCCAAAGAGGCAGUGAGAGCCGUUCUGGACCUGUUCUCACCAAACAGGCCCCUCACCUGGCUGAACUCUGCUACCAGGUGAUCUAUCAGCUGUGUGCAUGUCCUGACACCUCUGGUCCCACCAUGCGAUACCUCAGGACCAGCCAAGACUUCUUGUUUUCUCACCUGCAGCACUUGCCGUUCAUCCUAUCAGGGAAUGAGAUCGCUGCUUUAUCUCAGAUGUCCUGGUUGAUGAAGACUGCAGCCAUCGAGCUCAGAGUGACCUCACUGAACCGCCAGCGCUCACACACACAAAGAAUUCUCAACCUCUUGCUCGAUGACCAACCACACACAUUACAUGCAGCAGCUGAUGGAGAGACUGGUAUGGAGGAAGAAAGUAGAUCAGUCAGUGGCUUCUUACACUUUGGCACCAUCUCUAAAGUACGCAGGAGGCUUUUGAGUGUUCUGGAUGCCAUAGACUUCAGUCAGGAGGCCCCAGAGCUUCUGCAGCUUGACUUCUUUGAGCGUGCUCAGAUUGAACAGGUCAUCACUAACUGUGAACAUGUCAAUGAACAGGGCCACACGGUCUGCAAUGUCAAGUUGCUUCAUCGAGUUUUAGUUGCAGAAAUCAAUGCACUGCAGGGCAUGGCUGCCAUUGGUCAAAGACCGCUUCUAAUGGAGGAGGUGAACUCAAUCCUUCAGCAGGUGGUGGAAAGGAACCGUGUGAGACGCAGUCUGAAUGCUAAGCGUCACUCUCUGCAGAGCUGGAGGAGUCUGGUGGAGACCAUACUCACUGCCUGUCCUGCAGAGCUCAUCCCAGCAGACCAGAGACAACUGAUCAUCAGAGACCUGCUGCUAGACCUGCAUGACAAAGUGUUAUCGGAAGAUGCCGCAGGUGAAUUAAUGCCAAUUGUAGCUGGAGCAGUCUUUACCUUAACGGCUCACCUCAGCCAAUCAGUGCUGUCAGAGCAGCAAGGGGCGGGGCCAGAGGGAGGAUCUGCAUCAGGAUUUGCUUCAAUUGCAAACUCCGGCCUUCACCUCAUCCUAAGGAAGCUGCUGGACUUUAUCUUGUGCACAGGUGGAGGUUUUCAGCGUCUGCGGGCUCAUCUCUAUGGUGCUCUGCUCUACUACCUGCAAAUUGCCCAGAAACCUGAGGAACCGGAGACAUUGCAGACAGGUUCAUCCAUGUGGGAGCGCUUGACUGCCCCUGAAGAUUGUUUCUCCAAGCUACAGAGAGAGAACCUGGUCAUCAUCGAGAGCUAUGGCACUGCUCUUAUGGAAGUGGUUUGCAGAGAUGCUUGUGACGGCCAUGAGAUUGGCAGGAUGCUGGCUCUGGCCGUGUUGGACAGGGUGUUGUCUAUAGACAGGCAGUGUCAGUGGCUGGUGUAUCUGUGUAACAGUGGCUAUCUGCGUGUGCUGGUCGAGAGCCUGAGACAAGAUGACAGUGCCUUGCUAACUCUGCUCACACCUCAGCCUCCACUACUGAAACCUUUAUACAUUUAUGAGUCCAAAAUGGCACUGCUGACCCGUGUGGCCAGGACAGCACAAGGUGCAAUGGAACUCCUGCGGUGUGGGCUGGUCGGUCAGCUGGUGGAAUGCCAGGUCUUCCAUAUGCUGCCUCAGAAUGAUGCACUCAGAGUGUUUGGUCAGAGAGAUCCUUCAGGGUUUAUUCCUAGUCCUCUAGAGCGUUACAGACAGAUCCUUCUUCCUACGCUCAGACUUAUGCAGGUCAUCUUAACCUCCACCACCACUCAGCACCAGCAGGGGGCAGCACAGGUGCUCCAGUGGCUCAUUGUUCACUCUGAUGUCAUUCAAUCCAUCCUGCACGGUCAUGAUAUGAGUAUGGGAGCUCUACAGGUACUCUCUCUGCUCAUGGCCAUCAUCAGCAAGACUGCACUGCCAGGAGCCCUUGAGAUUGGACAGGAAAUCAACAGUGCUGCCCUUAUGGAGUUACAGGGGCACAUUGGCAGAUUCCAGCGUCAGUCACUGUCUCUACUUGUGCGGCUGGUCGGUACUGAUCGCGCUCGCUACCUGAAGCAGAUUGAGGAAACUAUUGCCCCUGGUGACCUUGCAGAGAAGAGAGAGGAGAUGGAGGUUGCCAUGCAACAGAUUUGUGCAAAUAUUAUGGAGUACUGCCAGACGCUACUGCUGCAGAGCUCAGCUGAGGCCCAGUUCACUCUCUGCCUCUUCAGCCCCUCAGCGAGUGAACCAGCAGAUGUGUCCAUUCCCUCUGCGCGUGUUCCCAGCCUCGGUUUGGUUCUCCUCCUGCUGAAGAACAGUGCCACUGACUUCUUUAGAUACCAUGACAACCACAGACAGAGCCUGAGCAAGCUGGAGAGAGUGGAACAGCUCCCCCCUGAAGAACUUAAGGAGCUGUGCCAGGGUCUGGUGUCAGGUUCUGCUGGAGUGGAAAAGAUCCCGUCAGUGCAGAGAAAUGUGCUUGCCAAACGACGACUUAUCCAGUUGGUCAACUACCGAGCCAAACUGCUUUCCCUCUGCUCUUAUAUUAUUGAGACGUGCCUGUUUGUGAUUUGGCGCCACCUAGAGUUCUACUUGCUCUACUGUACUCCAAGUGACCCUAAAGACACACUGCUGCCAGGUUACAAAGAUCCUAAUGCGGGCAGAAGGUUAGGUGUGUCAAGAGUGAGCCAGCAAGAUCUUGAACAGUUGCAGAGUGAUGUGGCAAACAGCUUUAACGAGCCACUACAGAGGAAGUUGUUGGAGGUGGAAGGGCUGUAUGGCAAAGCCCGCUCCCGCCACACCUUCAUACAGGCCCUGACGCGCAGGAUCCGGGGACUAGUGCACCAUCCCAAGGGCUGAACACUCGCAUUCCUUGAAGAAAUAGUGACACAUGGAUCUUUUGGCUGAGGAGAGACAUAAUCUAAACAUUAAUGACAUGUACAAGUCUGCAGUUUUGAUUACAAUAAUCACUCAUUAAAUUUUCUGGCUAUGAGCUUCUCUUAAAAUAUCUUAGUGUACUGCUUUUUUUCUUUAUGUGGUAAAUAAAUGAUUUUCUAACAGACAACCCUCUUAUUGUAGAGUAUUUUGUGACUUUUUUUGGCUUGUUAAAAAGUAAAGGCGUUUUGCUAAGUACAAUGUUUUUUGUAGAAUUGGCAAAUACAGAUGUUAAUUCUUGGAACUUUCUUGUUUGUGUGAAUACUAAACACUUGUGACUCCGAUAACUUGCAUGGUGAGGAAGAGAGAUCUUAUUUAAUUUUACAACGUACACUUUAUAGAAGACAGUAAAGCACAAUAGAUCUUCAGUUUAGUUGGUACCUAUAAAAUGUGGUCUGUCUCAGCCCUGAAAAAUUCUACAGAGCCGGCUGUAAAAACAAUGGAAGGGAUUCUAUGAACUAAAACCAGAAGGUUAAGUUCAGAUUGCAUGGUAUGGAUUCUCUCAAAUGGGAGUUAUUGGAGCACACGUCAAUUCAUGAUGAAUUUAAAAAGAUGGCAAUUAAAUCAAACUAAGUGCCA
Xyrauchen texanus (razorback sucker) is the source of this 6595-nucleotide messenger RNA. RefSeq names its product nucleoporin 205 (gene nup205). The record is from RefSeq and is a predicted model, not a curated record. Gene Ontology annotation, biological process: nuclear pore organization. The transcript has 41 exons. Gene Ontology annotation, cellular component: nuclear pore inner ring; nuclear pore. Gene Ontology annotation, molecular function: structural constituent of nuclear pore. Lineage: Eukaryota; Metazoa; Chordata; Actinopteri; Cypriniformes; Catostomidae. The coding region runs from base 26 to 5941 and encodes 1971 amino acids.